CAUCAGCGAUGCUCAAUGAUAUCAACCUGAAUUUUCUCACCAAACAACGACUUUAAACCAAAUCAACACCCUUAUCGAACUGAAAAGCUGCCACUCGUGUGCCGUUCAGAACCGUACCGCAUUCGACGUCCCUCGUUUUCAACCACGCUUCCUUCACCUUCCCAGCCCAGCUCGUCGUCCGCUUCUUCUUCACUCGCCAGUCAUAAAGCUCAUGGAAUGCGACGGAAAAGAAUCUCGUAUCAUUAUUCGAGCCCGGGUAACAGAUAUACCAGGGGACUCAUGUCGCCGCCCGAUCACCCUUGGGGAGAUAUUCUGCACAGAGAUUCUUGGGAGGUCCUUCAAUACAAAAGUAACAGCGUCAAAAUUUGAUGCUGUUCAUAUUCCACAUGGGUUUGAUUCUGAUAAACCAGUCAAGCGGUGGUUUAUCUACGAUCUCAACGUUGCAUGCAACCUAGAAGAGCAGGAGCUACUAGCAAGAAUUCCACACCAUGUCUACCAAGCUAGCUUGGUAGAUAAUCAAUGGAUAUUUGUUAAGCGCGAUGCUUGGCUUCCUAACGCGAAGAGUUACUGCGCAAUGUUCUGCUGGGGGGGUCGAAGAGAACAAGAGAUUGCAGAAGCACUAAGAAAGAAAGAAACAGGUUUCAUUGCAAGCGCAUCAACUAUCAAUUCAUGACUCUUAAGUUUGCGCAAUUGUUCCUAAGGUGUCUCUGGUGGAGUCUCUCCUCUGCAUGCUGGGCAGUCCCUAUUUAGCUCAUCCUCUUGCACCACAUGCGCAACCUGACGUUGAGCAGGAGGGCACGUAGUAUUAGCGUUUAUAGCAUGUUGGCAUCUCGCAAUAUGUUUGAAAGCAAGACCGUUAGGAUUAUUAAUUAGGUCUGUGUGUCUCGGCGCACAUCGAAAAAUCGCAUUGACAUCGUCGCACAU
Molecule: messenger RNA, 924 nt
Organism: Trematosphaeria pertusa
Lineage: Eukaryota; Fungi; Ascomycota; Dothideomycetes; Pleosporales; Trematosphaeriaceae
Exons: 2
Coding region: 212-673 (153 amino acids)
Source: RefSeq, a predicted model, not a curated record